AUGUCGAAUUGUCCCAGGUUCCAGGAGCAACCCCAGGACUUCGGAGUCUCACGAGGCAGAGGGAUUGAAAACUCAACCGGAGCUCCAUUGGCGAGGAAAUACUCAAUUCUCCUGCCCUCUCCAUCUAUCCGUUUAAGCGGAAGGAUGGAAGAAGGAGAAGACUUUGGCGAUGGACGAUCCACUAAACGGCUCAAGACGUCGCAUGUCAAUGAGUGGGUUCUACAAUCGAACUCGCGUGGUGACAGCUCCAACAAUCGGGCAUUACAGUCGUUGAGUCGGUCUAUAACUCCCCCCUUAUCGUAUCGGCGCCGAACCUCUGGAGCUUUAUCCCCAAUAAAGGGGCUGACAGAGGCGACAAAAUCCUCAGAGCCAGUCCGAAUCGAAUCCAAGUUAAAUGUCAUCUCGUCCCCGGUGCAACUCACGCACAUCCGUGACCUCUCUGACCAGUCUGGUCAUAAUGGUGACACUAUCAAGCUGCGGGAUAUCCUAGGCGAUCCACUGAUUAAGGAAUGCUGGCAGUUCAAUUUUCUAUUUGAUAUCGACUUUCUGAUGGACCAAUUUGAUCCCGACGUGAAGAAUCUAGUCAAAGUCAAAGUUGUCCAUGGAUCAUGGAAGAAGGACGCUCCAAACAGGAUUCGUGUUGAUGAACAAUGCUCCCGUUACCAAAAUGUGGAGCCAAUCAUUGCGUACAUGCCGGAGCCGUUUGGAACACAUCAUUCUAAAAUGAUGGUGUUAAUACGCCACGAUGACUGUGCACAGGUUGUCAUCCAUACGGCAAAUAUGAUUCCUGGAGAUUGGGCAAACAUGUGUCAAGCAGUUUGGAAAUCGCCACUCCUUCCUUUGCUGUCGCCAAACAAUGAUCGGGAACCCUCGAUUACGGGCGAAAUUGGUAGCGGUCCCAGGUUCAAGCGAGAUCUUCUCGCAUACUUAGAAGCAUAUGGUCGCAAAAAGACUGGUCCCCUGGUCGAGCAACUUAAAAACUAUGGCUUUGAUGGGAUACGCGCUGCCUUAAUUGCCAGCGUUCCGUCAAGGCAAAGGUUCCCAAGCUUAGAUUCUCGGAAAGAGACUAUAUGGGGCUGGCCUGCGCUACAAGAUGUACUGCGCCGGAUACCUAUUCAUAAACAGCAACCGUUACAAUCAAAAAGAUCGAGAAUUGUGAUACAGAUUUCAUCCAUAGCAUCUCUCGGCCAAAGUGACAAAUGGCUUAAAGAAACAUUUUUUGCCUCUCUAUACCCGCACUCAGCAGCCGAUGGGGCCCCUCAGCUCUCGAUUAUAUUUCCCACGCCAGAUGAAAUCCGUAGGUCUUUAAAUGGUUAUGGUUCUGGUGGAUCCAUUCAUAUGAAGAUUCAGAGCUCUGCGCAACAGAAGCAAUUAGAUUACAUGCGACCCUAUCUUUGUCAUUGGGCUGGUGACUCUGAAAAUAAUCAGACACCGGUUUCUGCUACUGACGUGCUCACACACGACUCUGCAAUUGACAGAUACCCACCCAAAGCUACUCCCGUUCGGGAAGCUGGCCGUCGCCGAGCUGCGCCCCAUAUAAAGACAUAUAUCCGCUUCUCAGAUGAAGAUAUGCGUACAAUAGACUGGGCAAUGGUGACUUCGGCAAAUCUGUCUACUCAGGCAUGGGGUGCAGCCAUCAAUGCGAAACAGGAGGUUAGAAUAUGCAGCUGGGAAAUUGGUGUGUUGGUAUGGCCGGACUUAUUUUGCAACGGGUCCGAAAGGAGGAACGAGAGUGGCGAAGAAAACAAAGACAAGGCAAAAAGUGAUUAUGCUCGGAUGAUACCCUGUUUUAGGCGAGAUUCUCCUUGCCUAAGCGAAGUGGAAAGAUAUGAAAUAGAAGAAACAUCGAAGAAGGAUGCUGAUAACACCGGGGUGUUAUCCACACUCGUUGGGUUUCGAAUGCCGUACGAUCUUCCUCUGAAGCCUUAUUCCCCCAGGGAUGUGCCCUGGUGCGCCACAGCAAGUCACAAGGAGCCGGAUUGGUUGGGCCAGACAUGGGAAGAGGGCUAA
Messenger RNA from Uncinocarpus reesii 1704, 2010 nucleotides. RefSeq lists its product as uncharacterized. The coding region runs from base 1 to 2010 and encodes 669 amino acids. Lineage: Eukaryota; Fungi; Ascomycota; Eurotiomycetes; Onygenales; Onygenaceae. Gene Ontology annotation, cellular component: nucleus. Gene Ontology annotation, molecular function: single-stranded DNA binding; double-stranded DNA binding; 3'-tyrosyl-DNA phosphodiesterase activity. Gene Ontology annotation, biological process: double-strand break repair; single strand break repair. The record is from RefSeq and is a predicted model, not a curated record. The transcript is spliced from 5 exons.